Schistosoma guineensis is the source of this 739-nucleotide messenger RNA. The record is from the annotation of a GenBank genome assembly. NCBI's taxonomy places the organism in Eukaryota, Metazoa, Platyhelminthes, Trematoda, Strigeidida, Schistosomatidae.
AUGGGUGCAAGAACUCUGCGAUUGCCUAUCAUUACUGACAUCAAACACAAAGGGAUGCAUUUUAUUAUUAUGGAUUCUCCUUCGAAAACGAAUGUGCCUUACUUUGUGGAGGAAUGUUCAAAGCUUAACGUAUCUGAUGUUGUUCGUGUAUGUGAAGACCGGUACCCCGUGGAACCUUUUGAAAAUGCUGGGAUAUGUGUACAUCAUUGGGAAUUCAGUGAUGGUUCGCCUCCACCAGAGAAUAUUCUCACAGAAUGGUUCACUCUCCUCAGAAAUCGAUUUUAUGGGGAAAAUAAUAGCACUCAUGAUGAUCAAAACCACCUGGUACCUGGGCCAAUCGCUGUUCAUUGUAUAGCUGGAUAUGGAAGGGCUCCGGUUCUGGUUGCUGUUGCGUUAAUGGAACUUGGAAUGUCCAGUGAAGAUGCAAUAGAAUUGAUUCGCAGCUUAUUUUACAGUUCCACAAUAAUAGUUGGUGACUGACUUUUUGUAGAACAUCUCUUAAAUUUUCUGUCUUAUUUAUAACAACAUUUACUGUAUUAAAAUCUAAUUGAAGUUGAAACUGCCAGUUGUUCAAAUUCCGAACUGAUCGGUUUAACACGAAAUUUCUUCUCUAUUCAAUAAAAAAAAAGAUCAAAUGAUUUUAAUGUGGAUGUGUUCAAAAAAAAUAUUAUAAAAUUCUUCAUUGGGAUUUUAUUUUUCUAACCUGUCAGUUAACUAAAAACUACUGUCAAAAAUCACC